CCUUUCCCCUCUUCGGAUUACAUUUAUAGUUUUCCAUUAGCUGACCGAUCUACGGCUCAAAUCCCAUUUCACUGUCUCCUUCCUUCCUCCACCUCUCCCCUUGCCCCUACAAAAAUCGCCGGAACCUCCUAUCCCUACUCACCAAAAACUUUCAAAUCUCUAGCUUUCCCUCGUUUUCUCGAGAAACAAACAGAAACCCGAAACCCCAAUUUCCCAAUUCAUUUAUUUCAAGGGCACAAAGUAAACAGCAAGAAAAUCCACCGGAGGGAAAGCCCUGAGGAACAACUAGCUACGAAGGCAGCCAGGAAAACAUCUUUUUGGACACGAGCUAAACUUCUAAAACUGUGGUUGUUGAGAGCUUCUAUCAUCUCAAUUCAGUCACAGGAUGGAAUCUGGUCGACCAUCAAGUACUAAUCAUGAGCUGAGUCAUCAAGUUUCGCUUGAUAUUGAUAGAUUAGCCCAAUCCGUGACGGAAGAGCUGGAAAUCUCAAAUCCUUUCUCCGACACAUGCUGUAUAUAUAAAGUUCCUGAGCGAUUACGCGAGCUGAACGAAAAGGCCUACACACCUCGAUUAGUCUCCAUAGGCCCAAUUCACCAUUGUAAUGACAAGCUAAAAGCCAUGGAAGACCACAAAAGAACGUACCUGAAAGAAUUCAUUGCCCGGACCAAGGUAAGUGUGAAGGGUUUUAUUGAAUUGAUCAAGGAGAAGGAAACAAGAUUGCGUAAUUGCUAUGCGGAGACCAAUGGGUUUAGUAGCGAAAACUUCAUAAAAAUGAUAUUAAUGGAUGCUGCCUUCGUCAUUAUGUUUUUGCUGAAGUGGACUUACACAGACUUCAGAGGAAGCAGAGACAGCAUUUUCUAUCCUCCAUACAAGAGUGUAGAUGUAAGGGUUGAUAUCUGUUUGCUUGAAAAUCAGCUCCCGUUCUUCAUCCUCGAGGAGUUGUGUGGACUAUCCCCUAUAUUCGGCAAUUCUCCAAAAGCUACACUGAUUGAGCUUACUCAUUGGUUCUUUUCAUAUGAAUGGGGUUCAUGGGCAGUAGGGGAAUAUUUGGGGAGAGUAGAUUUCUCCGAAGUGAAACAUUUGGUUGACUUUCUUACAAUUUAUCAUCGGCCAACUGAACAGCUACAGUAUGAGGAACUUGAGGUUCUAACCGCACCCAGUGUAAAUGAGCUCCACCAAGCGGGGGUCAAGUUUGUGUUGAGUUCAAGCAAAAAUCUUCUUGACAUUAAAUUCGAUAGAAAUAAAGGGAGACUGGAAAUUCCACGAUUACAGUUUGUUGACGACUCAGAAAUCAUAAUCAGGAAUAUGCAAGCCUUUGAGCAGUGCCAUGGCCUGAAACAUGGUUAUGUUGGUGACUAUAUCUUCUUGAUGGGUCUCUUUGUCAGUGCCAGUAAGGAUGUGGAAAUGCUUGUUGAAAAUCGUAUUAUAGAAAACUGGCUACCGUCUAAUGAGGAAGUGGUACAACUCUUUUACAAUCUCAACAAACAAAAUAGUGUGUGGUCAGGUACUUUUCUCUUUAAAGGUCUCAUUAAAGAUCUGAAUGCAUUCUGCGAAAGGCCAUGGAACAAGUGGAAGGCAAAUUUAAAGCAAAAUUAUUUCAAUACCCCAUGGGCAGCAGUCUCUGUCUCAGGAGCUGUUAUUCUUCUCAUUCUGACUGUCAUACAAUCCGUCUGCUCUAUACUUCAAGUAGUUUAGCUUCUGCAAUUUCAAUUCUUUCAUGUUGCUCUGUACUCUAUACCCAUAAUCCUUGUUUUCAAUAGAAAUUCCAAGUUAUCUCCUCCAGAGGUCAGCAGUCUCGUAAUUGAAUUUGUUUUCUCAGUGGUAACAAUUUUUUUGUCUGCUUGUUUUGUUCUAAUACUAGCUAUCAUCUCAGUUCAGUCACACUCACAUGUGCUGAAUCAUCAAGUUUCGCUUGAUAUUGAUAGAUUACGCGAGGCACCUGUGAAGGGACAGCUGGAAAUCCCAUACGCUUUCUCCACCACAUGUGCCAUAUAUAAAGUUCAAGAGCGAUUACGCCAGUUGAACGAAAAGGCCUACACACCUCGUGUAGUCUCCAUAGGCCCAAUUCACCACGGUAAAGAGAAGCUAAAAGCCAUGGAAGACCACAAAAGAAUGUACCUGCGGGAAUUCCUUGCCCGGACAGGGGUAAGUGAGGAGGCUUUUAUUGAAUUGAUCAAGUAGAACGAAAAAAGAUUGCGUAAUUGCUAUGCGGAAACCAUUGAGUUUAGUAGCGAAUACUUCAUAAAAAUGAUAUUAAUGGAUGCUGCCUUCGUCAUUAUGUUAUUGCUGAAGUGGACUUACACAGACUUCAGAGGAAGUAGAGACAGCAUUUUCCAUCCUCCAUACAAGGGUGUAGAUGUAAGGGUUGAUAUUUGUUUGCUUGAAAAUCAGAUCCCGUUCUCCAUCCUCGAGGAGUUGUGUGGACUAUCCCCUGUUUUCUUCCUUGAACUUUUCUUCUAAAUGACAUAUUUGUUUCAGUAGAAAUUCCAAGCAAUGAAGACUGUAUAAUUUGUUCU
Populus nigra (black poplar) is the source of this 2517-nucleotide messenger RNA. Its product is annotated as UPF0481 protein At3g47200-like. NCBI's taxonomy places the organism in Eukaryota, Viridiplantae, Streptophyta, Magnoliopsida, Malpighiales, Salicaceae. The transcript is spliced from 2 exons. Bases 386 to 1696 code for a protein of 436 amino acids. The record is from RefSeq and is a predicted model, not a curated record.